This is a messenger RNA of Terrapene triunguis (Three-toed box turtle), 3250 nucleotides long. It is a transcript of the gene PRKCZ, whose product is annotated as protein kinase C zeta. The record is from RefSeq and is a predicted model, not a curated record. Lineage: Eukaryota; Metazoa; Chordata; Testudines; Emydidae. Gene Ontology annotation, molecular function: protein serine/threonine kinase activity; protein binding; ATP binding. The transcript has 19 exons. Gene Ontology annotation, biological process: protein phosphorylation. Bases 698 to 2476 code for a protein of 592 amino acids.
CCCUAAAGGGAGGCCAACAUGCAGCUGGAACCUUUUCCUUAGAGACCUAGUUAACAUUGGUUUGGGAUACAGCACUGUUUCUUCCCUAUGGGAAAGUGAAAAACUGUGUGGCAUGAAAAAUGUGGGACUAGAAGAAGGAUGAGUAAACAACUUUUCUGUAAAUAAAGUGUCCCUUCCUUUCUCCAGUCUCUUAAAAAGAGCUUUUCUUGCAAUAUUUUUGGCCAGAAGUGGAAAUAUGAGAAGUUUUAUUAGGAAACUCUGGGGGAAAAAAUUGUUCUUGAAGCAUUCAGAUCCUAGUUUUGCCAACGGUGGAGACAGAUUAAUGUUCUGACAGUUGGAAGCUUAUCUUAUCUUCUCUUAACCUGAAUAAUUUUGUAAAAUUAAAUUUAACUGGCCCUAUUAUUUUUUGACAUUACUAUUUUUUUAAUGCUUAUCCCUCUGCUUGUUAGGUUCUUUAAAAAGAUUUUAUAAAGUUAAAGCAAGAGUACUACAAAAGUAAUUUAAAAGCUGACAUGUUUUUGCAGGACCAGGGUCUUGUGGCGGUGGACUGGAUAUCAUUGGGGAAAAAAGAACUUGUAAAUUUCACUUGCUACUUCAUUGGAAUUUAGCAUAACAUUAGUGAUUACUUGUACCCUCCAAACCAGUCAAAUCUUUAUGCCUGGAACAUAUUUGUCAUUUAGACUUCUGUAUUAGUACCAUGCCUAGCAGAAUGGGAUCGAAAAUGAAUCUGAACAGAGACUUCAUCAGAGUAAAAGCACAUUAUAAUGGGGACAUCCUAAUAACGAAUUUGGAUGCAUCAAUGAACUAUGGUGAACUUUGUGAUGAAGUGAGGGAGAUGUGCAGUUUACAACAGGAACAGCCAAUUACCCUCAAGUGGAUUGAUGAUGAAGGUGAUCCGUGUACUAUCUCAUCUCAGAUGGAACUGGAAGAAGCCUUCCGUUUGUAUUGUCAUCAUAGAGAUGAAGGGCUCAUUAUUCAUGUUUUCCCCAGCAUUCCAGAGAAACCAGGCAUGCCAUGUCCAGGAGAAGACAAAUCAAUCUACCGACGUGGAGCAAGAAGAUGGAGGAAGCUCUACCGAGUGAAUGGGCAUCUGUUUCAAGCCAAACGCUUUAACAGAAGAGCAUAUUGUGGCCAGUGCAGUGAAAGGAUAUGGGGUCUCGGAAGGCAAGGCUACAAGUGUAUCAACUGCAAAUUGCUGGUCCAUAAACGCUGUCACAUACUUGUUCCACUGACCUGCAAAAGGCAUAUGGAUUCGGUCAUGCCUUCCCAGGAACCUCAAUUAGAUGAUAAAAAUGAUGAAGUUGACCUCCCCUCAGAAGAAACUGAUGGAAUCCCUUACAUUCCUUCAACCCGGAAACAUGACAACAUUAAAGAUGACUCUGAGGAUAUCAAGCCGGUUAUUGAUGGAAUGGAUGGAAUUAAGAUUUCUCAGGGGCUUGGACUACAGGACUUUGACUUAAUCAGAGUUAUUGGACGUGGAAGUUAUGCCAAAGUUCUUUUAGUACGGUUAAAAAAGAAUGAUCAAAUUUAUGCCAUGAAAGUAGUGAAAAAAGAAUUGGUCCAUGAUGAUGAGGAUAUUGAUUGGGUACAGACAGAGAAACAUGUGUUUGAACAGGCAUCCAGUAAUCCAUUCCUAGUUGGUUUACAUUCGUGCUUUCAAACAACAAGUCGAUUGUUUCUUGUCAUAGAGUAUGUAAAUGGGGGAGAUCUCAUGUUUCAUAUGCAACGGCAAAGAAAACUUCCUGAAGAACAUGCAAGAUUUUAUGCUGCUGAAAUUUGUAUUGCUCUGAACUUCCUACACGAGAGAGGAAUAAUCUACAGAGAUUUAAAACUAGACAAUGUUCUGCUAGACGCAGAGGGUCAUAUCAAGUUAACAGAUUAUGGCAUGUGCAAGGAAGGAUUGGGCCCUGGUGACACUACAAGCACUUUCUGUGGAACGCCAAAUUACAUUGCACCAGAGAUCCUAAGAGGGGAAGAAUAUGGGUUCAGUGUGGACUGGUGGGCUCUUGGUGUCCUGAUGUUUGAAAUGAUGGCAGGAAGAUCUCCAUUUGAUAUAAUAACUGACAAUCCAGACAUGAACACUGAAGAUUACCUCUUCCAAGUUAUCCUUGAAAAGCCAAUCCGGAUUCCAAGAUUUCUCUCUGUCAAGGCCUCUCAUGUCUUAAAAGGAUUUUUAAACAAGGAUCCCAAAGAAAGGCUUGGCUGCCAGCUAGAGACAGGAUUUUCUGAUAUCAAGUCUCAUACAUUUUUCCGCAGCAUAGACUGGGAUCUGCUGGAAAAGAAGCAGGCGACCCCUCCAUUUCAGCCUCAGAUCACAGACGAUUAUGGUUUGGAUAACUUUGAUACACAGUUCACCAGCGAACCUGUGCAGCUAACCCCAGAUGAUGAAGAUGUAAUAAAAAGAAUAGAUCAGUCGGAAUUUGAAGGAUUUGAAUACAUUAACCCAUUGUUGCUGUCAACAGAGGAAACAGUAUGAAGGAAUGACAUCUCCAUUGUGGACAAAUAAUGUGAAUGAACUUUAAAUUUAUCCUUAACUACAGUAUAUGCAUGCAAGGCUGGGGAACUGUAAGGUUUUGGAUGGAGACCAAUGAUAAAAAAUAUUGCUGCUGAAAAUCAAAGAUGAGAAUAUGAUUUUGGUGGGUGUCUUCCUCUAAAUAUUGGUUUUUAAAAGUUUUGGGCACUGACACAACUGGCUUCGUUAAUGAAGGAAUUUGCAUUUGUGCCUGUCUCGUGAAGGAUCAAAGUGUUCAUUGCAUCCUCUGGAAAAGAGAGAUUCCGAACAACUUUGAAAGCUACAUACUUUCCACAAACACUUGAUGCACUGAGCUAUUAUUUGAAGAAUAUUAGAGUGUAACAUCCUGAAGAAUAAAACGUUAGUGGUGUUGAAGCUUAUUUUUUAUGCCUUUUUCACAAGUGGUACCUGUCUAAACGUCUCAGAUACGAUAUGUAAAAGGAGUUGUGUUUUAUUAGCAAUCAAAACAUAAAUUUGGGUACAGGUUUUAAGUGCCUAAAUGGAUGAACUGCAUUGAAGACUUAUUACAUAUUUUCAACAUUCUUAACCCUGGUAAGUUAGGCUUGUUAACAUUCAAUAAGGAACAUAUAAAUAAAAGCUGCAACCUAAUACUGAGGUACAUCUUUAUAGAGGAGCAGAGUGACUCAGCAAUACCAAUUCCAAAUUAGAACUCCCUGUAUCAAAUCAAAAAUCUGGAUUGUUUAAACCUCAAAAUUUUAGUUUAAAAAAAAAAAAAAA